AUGUGGAUUCAUAAUGGGGAGGGAAGAAGCAUGUCCCGUCUGUCUCUAACACGGUCCCCGGUGUCUCCUCUGGCUGCUCAAGGAAUUCCUCUCCCAGCUCAACUCACCAAGUCCAAUGCUCCCGUGCACAUCGAUGUAGGAGGACACAUGUACACCAGCAGCCUGGCUACCUUGACAAAGUACCCAGACUCCAGAAUAAGUCGUCUGUUUAAUGGCACAGAGCCUAUUGUCUUGGACAGUUUAAAACAACAUUAUUUCAUUGAUCGAGAUGGUGAAAUUUUCAGAUAUAUAUUAAGCUUCCUAAGGACAUCUAAGCUACUGCUCCCAGAUGACUUUAAGGACUUUAAUCUUUUAUAUGAAGAAGCAAAGUAUUACCAGCUGCAGCCAAUGAUUAAGGAACUUGAGCGAUGGAAACAAGAGAAGGAACAAAGGAAACAUUUCCAGCCUUGUGACUGCUUGGUCGUAAGAGUGACUCCAGAUCUGGGGGAAAGAAUUGCAUUGAGUGGGGAGAAAGCUUUAAUAGAAGAGAUCUUCCCAGAGACCGGGGACGUCAUGUGCAACUCCGUAAACGCAGGCUGGAACCAGGACCCUACCCACGUUAUUAGGUUUCCUUUGAACGGAUACUGCCGGUUGAAUUCAGUGCAGGUGCUCGAACGAUUAUUUCAGAAGGGAUUUAACGUGGCAGCUUCAUGCGGUGGUGGGGUGGAUUCCUCUCAGUUCAGUGAAUACGUGCUGUGUCGCGAAGACAGACGACCACAACCUACCCCAACAAUCAGAAUAAAACAGGAACCCCUGGACUAGACCCUGCCCGUACUCCUUUGUAACCGUAGAAGUGUUUAAUAGUCCCUUAUGUGAAACACUGAGGAUUUGCAAAACAGUAUUAGCGAACAGAUUUUGACUUCAUGUUGCCAAUUAGUGGUAUUCUGAAACUACCUGUCAUGUAGCCAGCCAUGAAAUGCAUUCGAAAAACCAGUUGUCCGUUUUUCACGAUGAAAUUCCUGAGCAUGCUCAGCGUACCAGCCCUGCUGGGAAUGUACUUUGGGCUGAACAGCUGUGGUGGUGAAAAAGGCAAAGCUUCAUAAACCCCUGACCCUAGACUGGGCUUCUGCAGAAAGACCAAUUAAAGCAAUUUGAAUAGAUGAGCAGGAGAAACGAUUCCGACAGCCUUUCCUACGAUACCCCGAUG
Messenger RNA from Phaethon lepturus (White-tailed tropicbird), 1186 nucleotides. It is a transcript of the gene KCTD15, whose product is annotated as potassium channel tetramerization domain containing 15. The coding region runs from base 1 to 801 and encodes 266 amino acids. The transcript is spliced from 5 exons. Gene Ontology annotation, molecular function: protein binding. The record is from RefSeq and is a predicted model, not a curated record. NCBI's taxonomy places the organism in Eukaryota, Metazoa, Chordata, Aves, Phaethontiformes, Phaethontidae. Gene Ontology annotation, biological process: protein homooligomerization.